AUGAAGAAGGUGAAUGAGGAGGGCAAGAUUGGCAGGAAGUUGUCAGAUCAUAAGUUAAAUCGGCGCUCGGAUGCAGAGUGGCUCCACCUUAAGCCGCUCAAUGAAGACCCCGACAGCACAGCUGUCUCCUGCGACAACAGCCACAACGACACGCAGCUCACCGAGCUCCAGACGCCCGACUCUCCCACCAACAAGACGCCGCUGGCACCCGCAAACCUCGGUCAGUCCCCCGCCAAGGAGAAUGGACGUAAAACCAAGAAGCACUCGCACGGACACGGUCACUCUCAUGGAGGAAACUGCCACUCGGAUCAGGAGAUGAAGGACGCUGGGAUAGCCAGCAUUGCCUGGAUGGUCAUCAUGGGAGACGGCAUGCACAAUUUCAGCGAUGGCCUCGCCAUAGGCGCUGCGUUCAGUGCAAACCUGACAGGUGGCAUCAGCACAUCAGUGGCUGUUUUCUGCCACGAAUUACCUCAUGAACUCGGUACGUGCACUAAGACACUGUGAAGGGGGGAUAAAAUAAAUAAAA
This is a messenger RNA of Neolamprologus brichardi, 526 nucleotides long. The record is from RefSeq and is a predicted model, not a curated record. NCBI's taxonomy places the organism in Eukaryota, Metazoa, Chordata, Actinopteri, Cichliformes, Cichlidae.